AUUGAUUUUAAAAUAAGAACGAUAGAAUUAGACGGAAAGAAAAUAAAACUACAGAUAUGGGAUACAGCAGGUCAAGAAAGGUUUCGUACAAUAACUACAGCAUAUUAUCGUGGUGCAAUGGGAAUAAUGUUAGUUUAUGAUGUGACCAACGAGAAGAGCUUUGAAAAUAUAAAAAAUUGGAUUAGGAACAUUGAAGAAAAUGCGUCGGCGGAUGUUGAAAAGAUGCUUUUGGCCAAUAAGUGUGAAGUCACAGAAAAACGACAAGUUUCAAAGGAACGAGGAGAACAACUUGCUGUUGAGUAUGGAAUUAAGUUCAUGGAGACCUCGGCUAAGUCCAGCAUCAACGUUGAAGAGGCAUUUUAUACCCUUGCACGAGAUAUUAAAGCUAAAAUGGAAAAGAAACUGAAGGAGGCGUCAAAUCCACCAAAAGGAGGCGGACAUCAGUUGAAGGCAUCCGAGCCACAGAGGAAACCACCAAGUUGGCUCGCACGAUGUUCUAUACUCUGACCCUUUGGCCGGCAUAACUUUGACCGUCACCUUCUACUCUUUAUCUUCGGUCUCCUUCGCUCGCUUCACGAUGCGAGUCCUUCUGUGAUUUUACUCCUUGAUGGCCACCUUCGUUUUCCUCCGUCGCUGCCGAUCUCUCUUUUUUACUGAUUACUUAUAGGAUCUCUUUUAUCCUGGAGGAGAAACUCACUUUCCUCUCUUGAAAGAACGGAAAAGAAAAGAAAAGAAAAGAAAAGAAAAGAAAAGAAAGGAAAACAGAAAACAGAAAACAGAAAACAUAUAUAAGGAUUCUGAAAGGAAACGAUCGCGGAUUGUGAUAAUUUUCUAAACGACGUUAAAGUGAUUUCAAGACGCAAAAUUCGAAGAAACGACCAUAAUAUAUCCCCCAUUCCCCUUUGUCUAAUUUUAUAAAAUGAGGUGUCAUAGCAAUGUAUCUUGAGUGUAAUUUAUUAUGCGGUUCAAGACCUUACGAUUAAGUAGUAUAAACAGGUGGUAGAAUCUGUAGUCAAAGGGGAUGACGACUCUAAUUAAUAGAAUAAUCAACGAAUAAUUUAGAAUAUAAAAUUAACGCUGAGUGAUUUUUUUAACUGAAGUAGUCGGUAAAUAUCGCCAUCUGCACAUUCUUCUUUUCCUUUUCCUUUUCUUUUUUUUUUCUGGUUACAUUAAGGGGACUUGUAAUUGCAGAGGUUGUAAAAUUACUUCAUCCAGGAGAGGUGACGUAACGACUAACGAUACGAGGUUAAAUACUUGUAAAAGCAAUAACGUGAAAAAGAAUUAUUUUAUUUGCAUGCUGUUUCAAUGAAUGCACAAAGUAAUGCAAGUUCAAAUCGAUAGUGCAGGAAAAAGAAGAGAACAGAACAGCAAAUACUUGUUUUGUACUACGUGCAACAAAGUUUCUCCUCCAUUUUGUCAAACGAUCAAGGGGUACGAUCGAUUUUUAAUGCAUCUGUAUUCAUUUUAUUUAAACAAAUGGAAAGGGAACAUUUCCCUCACGAAUUGCAGGGAAAUCGUCUUUCUCUUGUAUUAGUUCGAAGAUAUUUGUUUAUAACAAAAAGAAGGGGGUACGGAUAGGUGAACAAUGGGCGGUCAUUUUUUAUAUAUAAAUAUAUACAUAAAUAUGCAUAUAUAUGUAUAUGUGUACACACGCGUGUACACGUGUAUAUAUAGAUAUAUAUCUAUAUAUAUAUAUAUAUAUACACACACACACACACACACACGCGCGCGCGCAGGCAGGUAGACACAUGACACGUACGCUG
Messenger RNA from Nomia melanderi (Alkali bee), 1763 nucleotides. NCBI's taxonomy places the organism in Eukaryota, Metazoa, Arthropoda, Insecta, Hymenoptera, Halictidae. The record is from RefSeq and is a predicted model, not a curated record.